Messenger RNA from Zea mays, 828 nucleotides. RefSeq names its product mitogen-activated protein kinase 9-like. The transcript is spliced from 2 exons. Lineage: Eukaryota; Viridiplantae; Streptophyta; Magnoliopsida; Poales; Poaceae. The record is from RefSeq and is a predicted model, not a curated record. The coding region runs from base 338 to 706 and encodes 122 amino acids.
AUUUAAGAAGCAGUUUUCUCAUCUUGAAGAGAGUGGUGGUAACGGCCCAUCAGUUCCAACAGACAGGAAACAUGCAUCCCUUCCCAGGUAAAUAGGGCAUCAUAGUCUUGAUUUCAUUCUCACACUGCUUUGAGGUGCAAUUUCAAGUACAUUUACAUCUUAGUUUCUCUCCAUAUUAAGGUUCUCCCUUGUGGCCUGAGUGCCCAAUGGUAAGGAGUAGCCGGGAAAGUUGCUCCCACUUGUCUGGGCUUCUGUCCUUUUGUCACUGUAAUUUAGUUGAGUGAAAGCUUUUGCCUUUUGGUUUUGCUAAUCUGCAGCUUCAUUUUGUAGGACCACUAUGGUUCACUCGAAUCCAAUUCCUGCCAAGGAACAACCUCUUGCUGUGUCAUCAAGGGUUAGACCAGUCUCUGAUGAUUCGUGUAAGAAUCCUUGGGAGAAAGCAAGUGGUCCUGGAAAUGUUACCAGGACAUCUCUGACUCCACAAGGGCUGCAAGCACAAGCAGCAGGAUCAGUAAGAGUUAAUGGGCCAGUGAUGGAUUCAAGGUAUUCUGCUCACCAACAGAUCCCACAAGCAUACGGUUACCGCCAAAUGCCUGCAAGGUUGGACAGUACCAACUCAUCGCAGGCCAUAGGAGGUUACACGCUGCAGUCACAGAAGGAAACAUUAUUUGAAGAGUUACUCGAAUCCAAUAUUUUGCUCUUUUGAAUUCCUUGGUGUACACUGGCAAAUAUUAGCAUAUUUGAAGAGUUGCCAUUUUGAUCAUCAUCUUAAUUUGUACUUUUUGGGUCAGAUCUAAUAAAGCAUCAGCAUUAAAUUUACAAUGAUCA